Molecule: messenger RNA, 3652 nt
Organism: Condylura cristata (star-nosed mole)
Lineage: Eukaryota; Metazoa; Chordata; Mammalia; Eulipotyphla; Talpidae
Gene: SAV1
Product: salvador family WW domain containing protein 1
Exons: 5
Coding region: 362-1516 (384 amino acids)
Biological process (GO): hippo signaling; apoptotic process; regulation of cell population proliferation
Molecular function (GO): protein binding; molecular adaptor activity
Source: RefSeq, a predicted model, not a curated record
CCAGCGGCCGCAGGGAAAGUUUACGGGACGUAGGCGGCGGCGGUGGUAGCGGUUACUAGGCGGCGGGCGGCUGACCAUGGCCCUGGCCGGGCGUCCCUGGCCUCUUCCCACAGUCUCGGGCGGCGUCUCGGAGCGGGCAGACUUCCGGGAAGGAACUGACAUGCGACUGAGCGGCGGCCGGCGCGCUUAGCGCCGCGAACAUGCGGCAGUCCCUGCGGACGACGGGCGGCGGAGAGGCGGCGGCGGCGGCUCGGGAGGCACGGAGGCGGCGGCGCCGGCGGAGGUGGCGGCGGGGACGGCCGGCGCCCGGCGUGGAGCCCUAGGAGACAGAUUGGCGCGGCCUGGUGCCUCGUCCGCAAGGAUGCUGUCCCGAAAGAAAACGAAAAACGAAGUGUCCAAGCCGGCCGAGGUGCAGGGCAAGUACGUGAAGAAGGAGACGUCGCCUCUGUUGCGGAAUCUCAUGCCUUCAUUCAUCCGGCACGGUCCAACAAUUCCAAGACGAACUGAUAUUUGUCUUCCAGAUUCAAGCCCUAAUGCUUUUUCAUCUUCUGGAGAUGGAAUAGGUUCAAGAAACCAGAGUUUCCUUAGGACUCCAAUUCAAAGAACACCUCAUGAAAUAAUGAGAAGAGAAAGCAACAGAUUAUCUGCACCUUCUUAUCUUGCCAGGAGUCUAACAGAUGUCCCUCGAGAAUAUGGCUCUUCUCAGUCAUUUUUAACAGAAGUUAAUUUUCCUGUUGAAAAUGGAGACUCUGGUUCCCGAUACUAUUAUUCAGAUAAUUAUUUUGAUGGUCAGAGAAGACGUCCACUUGGAGAGCGUACACAUGAAGACUAUAGAUAUUUUGAAUACAAUCAUGAUCUUUUCCAAAGAACACCACAAAAUCAGGGCAGGCAAGCCUCAGGUAUUGGGAGAAUUGCUGCUACAUCUUUAGGAAAUUUAACUAAUCAUGGUUCUGAAGAUUUACCCCUUCCUCCUGGUUGGUCUGUGGACUGGACAAUGAGAGGAAGAAAAUAUUAUAUAGAUCAUAACACAAAUACAACUCAUUGGAGCCAUCCUCUUGAGCGUGAAGGACUUCCUCCAGGAUGGGAGCGAGUUGAAUCAUCAGAAUUUGGAACCUAUUAUGUAGAUCACACAAAUAAGAAGGCUCAAUAUAGGCAUCCCUGUGCUCCUAGUGUACCUCGAUAUGAUCAACCUCCUCCUGUCACGUACCAGCCACAGCAAGCUGAAAGAAAUCAGUCCCUUCUGGUACCUGCAAAUCCCUAUCAUACUGCAGAAAUUCCUGACUGGCUUCAGGUUUAUGCUCGAGCCCCUGUGAAAUAUGACCACAUUCUGAAAUGGGAACUCUUCCAGCUGGCUGACCUGGAUACAUACCAGGGAAUGCUAAAGUUGCUUUUCAUGAAAGAACUGGAACAGAUUGUUAAAAUGUAUGAAGCCUACAGACAGGCUCUUCUCACAGAGUUGGAAAACCGCAAGCAGAGACAGCAGUGGUAUGCCCAGCAACAUGGAAAGAAUUUUUAAGUUAAUUUUAAAAAUUUGUUAUAUAAGGGCUUUAAUAUUUUCACAGAUAUAAAAAAACUGCAAACAAGUACUUCGGUUAAUAAGGCAGCUUACUUCUUAGAAAUUAUAAAAUGCUAAUUUUACAUGUAUUUUGUUAUCAAAAAUAAUCUUUUAUUGAGCAAAAAUAUUAGUUUAUCAUUCCAAGAGCCGUCAUGGCAAACAUCUCCGAAUACUGUAUAUUAGGAAACUGCUUAGACUAUUCUUAGUGGAGAUAAAUGCAGCAAGAAAUAUCAUUAUAUACAAGUAUAAAAUAGGAAAUGAUCACUUGGUAAAUUCUUAAACUAGAAGUACCUUUCUUUUAAAAGGAGAAAGAUAAUUUAUGCAGUAUUUUAGAUUUGCUGCUCUUGUAUGAAAAAUUGUCUGGAAUCAGUUGGUUUAAAUAUUACCAUUAUGUUGUUCAAAACAUGCAAUGGAAUUUGGGACCUUUACUGUGAUAAAUUUUUGUAUAAAAUGUAUGGGAUUCUCCUGUCCCCAGAAUAUAAAAAGCACUUUUAAAUGUAUUGUGAAAAUAUUUUUGGUGUGAAAAGGUAAAAGGCCUGUAAUAGUUCAGGAAUAAUUUAGGGUUAAGGAUUUAACUAAUAACCCAGUGGGAAAAGUAUGUGUAACACUCAAAAUUGUGAAUAUCAUUUCCUUACUUUCAGCCAGGGCUUUUUUACGCAUGGCUAUGAUGAGACCGUAGAGGAUUUCCCACAGGAUAGCAUGCACCAUUGUAAUAAUUUGGUUUGAGCUGCCAAAAUUGACAAUAAGGGAUUCAUUAAGAAAACUCAGUCAUUAAAUUGAUUUUUACUUACCUUUUAUCAUAACAGAACUUUAAAACUUUCGUAUUUUUUUCCUUUAAGAGUUAAAACAGUGUUCAUAAUUACUGAAGUACAUUUGAUUGCAGAAAAACUGAUGACUUCUAUGCCUAUGAAUCUCUAGAAUUCUGUGAAUUUCCACAUUUGUUGAAGUAGCUCUUCAGAUGUAUUUACAUGUGUUGUAAAUAAUGUAAAUGUAUUUUUAAUUCAGUAAUCUUUCAAAACACAAAGCAAAGCACUCCCAGUUAGAUAUCAAUGUAUUUGAAUCAUUGAUAAAAUGUUGAAAAUGUUAAAUGUUUGAUUUUUAUAUAACAAGCUUAUUAAAUAUAUUUUUGUGGAAACUAAAAGUGUUGUGUGAAUCCAUCCAUACAUACAUGCAUAACACUAUAAAUAUUUGAUUUUCUAUUCAAAAGGCCCAUGGGCAGAGAGAGCAGUUAGUGAAAAGGUUAUUGAAAAAUAUAGUAAAUUAAUGGAAUUUUUUUCAGUGGGAGAAAUUGUUUUGCAUGGCGUAUGAUUGAACUUUUCUAAUAAAUACACUUACAUACUUGUGAACUUUCACACAUUCUUCUAUGUUAAUCAUUCUUUCCUAUUACCCCUUUGUGGUACCAUUAAGUUAAUUAAAGCUUAGCCUUUUCUAAGAAAGUUGGGAAUUAUUCUGCAUUAGACGUCCCCAGAUAAGAGGGAUUACUUUCCUUUUUUCAUGACCAUACUUCUUUAAAAUGUGCAUCACUUUUAUAUUAUGUUUUUAUCUCCAAAAUACUUCAAUGAAAUUAUAAUUAAAAUUAUAAAAUUGAUGGUUUAAAAGAACUGGAAGUUUCUCUUUAUGGGAUUAGCAUAUUUCUUAAAAUGGAAACCUAGAUUUAUAAUGGUAUUAAAAUUAAGGAAACUGCAUUUGAAUUUAUAAAGAAAUAAGCCAUCAUCACUCUAUGUCAAUAUCUCCCAAACAUUUCAAAUCCAGUAAGCAUUUUUUUUUAAUCAGGAACCAGAGUAACCUUUAAUAAUAUUUCACAUGUUAAAAGAAUAAAACUAUGAAGAAUACAUUUCUUUGCGUACCAAAUGAAAAAAUAUACAGUGCAGUGAAACACAAAUACAAAGUAUUUUUAUGCAUUUUUAAUCAAGAGGUUUAUAUCCUGUAUUAUUAUAAAAGCAAUAUAUAGUUUUUGAUGAUGCAACUGAAAAUCUCUCUGAACUGUAUUUAAAACUUACUAAUCUCAUUGUGUAUGUAAGGUGAUACAUAUAAUCAAGACUGUUGAAUGAUGAUGCUAUAUUUAAAUAAAUAAAUAUAGGAAAAAAUUAAAAAUUC